UUUAGCUCCGCCUACCGUACGUAAUACUCCCGCCCCUAAUUCAGGCAGUCUCUAGCUUGGCGUCGCCUUCUACGAAGCGUCGUCAGAAGCUCGAGUGCGUUCCUGUUUCGGUGGUCACUGGUAAUGUUUUACUGAUGAAGUUGUCAUCUAAACUUGUUGGCAAAGGUCCCUUGUGAAAGGAGAAAAGUCUAAUACGGGGAAGACUGCAGGCAGAAUCCUUCUUCAGCAGCUGAGAUGUUCCACAAGCAUUUAUGAGUUCCAAAAUGUGGUACAUAAUGCAGAGUAUUCAGAGCAAAUACUCUCUCUCUGAGCGUCUCAUCCGAGCUAUCACAGGCAUUCGUUCUUUCCCCCAUGACAAUGUUGAAGAACUCAUUCGACGGGGAGCUGAUAUCAACUGUAUGCAUGGCACCCUGAAGCCGCUGCACUGUGCCUGCAUGGUGUCCGACGCCGACUGCGUGGAGCUUCUGCUGGAGAAAGGUGCCGAGGUGAAUGCCCUGGACGGGUAUAAUCGCACGGCUUUGCAUUACGCUGCGGAGAAGGAUGAUGGGUGCGUGGAGCUUCUGCUGGAGUAUGGAGCUGAUCCCAAUGCCCUAGAUGGUAAUAAAGACACUCCACUUCAUUGGGCCGCAUUUAAGGACAAUGCAGAGUGUGCACGGACCCUGCUAGAGAAUGGAGCGGCCGCUAACAGUCGGGACUACAAUGAGGACACUCCUCUGAGCUGGGCAGCCAUGAAGGGCAACUUGGAGAGCGUACGCGUGCUCCUCGACUAUGGAGCCCAAGUGCACGUGACAAACCUCAAGGGCCAGACGCCCAUCUCGCGCCUCGUGGCACUGCUGGCUAGAGGUCUGGGCACCGAAAAGGAAGAGGCCUGCCUGGAACUGCUAUACAGAGCAGCUGGACACUUUGAGCUGCGCACCAAUGGAAGCCUGCCUCGGGAGGUAGUGCGGGACCCCCAGCUGUGUAGUCGGCUCAUGGCUCUGUGUACAUGUCCCGGCAGUCUGCGGACCUUAUCCCGCCAUGCAGUCCGCCAGUGUCUGGGAGUACAGUUCCUACCGGAGGCAGUCAAACAGCUGCCCUUACCCGAGACUGUCAAGGACUAUUUGCUUCUGUUGAGCUGAUGCCCUCUGUGGCUGACUUUGCCAGCCUGUACUCUCAGGUGGAAAAUAAAAGUCUGGGAACAUUUGUUCCAGUGGGCUGCUUAAUAAACACUCCUCUAGCAUUUUCAUUCA
Messenger RNA from Polypterus senegalus (gray bichir), 1229 nucleotides. RefSeq names its product ankyrin repeat and SOCS box containing 8 (gene asb8). The transcript is spliced from 4 exons. Bases 252 to 1118 code for a protein of 288 amino acids. Lineage: Eukaryota; Metazoa; Chordata; Cladistia; Polypteriformes; Polypteridae. Gene Ontology annotation, biological process: intracellular signal transduction. Gene Ontology annotation, molecular function: protein binding. The record is from RefSeq and is a predicted model, not a curated record.